Messenger RNA from Galleria mellonella (greater wax moth), 8823 nucleotides. Its product is annotated as sodium- and chloride-dependent transporter XTRP3. The record is from RefSeq and is a predicted model, not a curated record. NCBI's taxonomy places the organism in Eukaryota, Metazoa, Arthropoda, Insecta, Lepidoptera, Pyralidae. Bases 679 to 2787 code for a protein of 702 amino acids. Gene Ontology annotation, biological process: sodium ion transmembrane transport. The transcript has 12 exons. Gene Ontology annotation, cellular component: membrane.
CAGUGCAGUAAGCGCGCCGCGGAUGUUCGCAUAUCGCGUCAUCGAUUCCAUAUUUGAAUGAAAAUUUUGAAAGACGAAAAAAUAGUGUACUUUUAUGGCCAGUCUUAUGAUAACUCAAACAAUCAGAAUAAGAACAUUUUUAUUUUUAAGAUCUUGUGUAAUAAAUUGCGGAGAAAUCACAACAAGAAAAAUGAACAUACCGCUGGAAAAUGUCUAAUUAAAAAAAAAUACUAGAUUUAUUAUAAAUAAGUCUAAAUAAAAUGUCAUUCAUUUAGACGGAGUAGUUCAUCAACCCACUCAUAUGCACAGAGACGGAUCAAACGUAUUCAGAGAUUCACUAAAACUACGACAAAAACUAUUAAAAAGGACGACGACAUACUUCAAAGUGGUAGAAUUCGUAAAAAAAGACGCGAUACGGUAUUUUACGUAUGAUUACGAAAUACAUCAAUCAUAGUAUAAAAUAUUAUGAACAUAUUCAUAGGUAACAAUUAUCACUCUAAAAAUCUUGUUAAAUUGAAAUUUAUUUGAUUUCAAUAAACUAAUAAAUAGACAAUAAACGAUUAAUAUAGGUAGAGAAAAAAAAAAUACCCAGACACGAAAUUAAAAAAAUAAAAUCCAUUAACCAAAGAAAAAAUUUAAAUAUUCUUUUCUUUUAAAUUUUUAAAAAUCGAACUAAUUAUGGCGGCAAAAGCAGAACCUAUUGGACCUCGGAAUGGACAUGAGUUAGCUCCGUUGAACACACGGGCGGACGGGAGUGAGCGGCCGCAUGGUGUCACCAUAGUACUGCAAGGAUCCAGGGGAUCUUUGCAGAGAGAUGUGCCUGGCGAGGACAGAGCGGCCUGGUCUGGGAAAGUGCAAUUCUUUCUUUCCAUCAUCGGAUACUCUGUGGGAUUGGGGAACAUAUGGAGGUUUCCAUAUCUAUGUCAGCAAAAUGGUGGAGGAGCGUUUUUAAUCCCGUUCCUCAUAAUGCUGGUGCUCGAAGGCAUCCCGCUGUUCCUGAUCGAGAUGGCGAUUGGACAGAAGAUGAGGCUUGGUUGCCUGGGUGUGUGGAACACCAUCCACCCGUGGCUGGGCGGCAUCGGCAUAUCGAGCUGCGUGGUCACGCUCUUCGUAGCUCUUUACUACAAUGUCAUCAUAACUUGGGUCUUCUUCUACCUCUUUAAUAGUAUUCGGCUAACAGGCGACCAGUUGCCUUGGGCGCACUGUCCCCAAGACAAUGGCACAGCUGAAAUAGAAUGCAACAAAGCCUCAGCCACUGUCUACUUUUGGUACCGUGAAGCGCUAGAUGCGUCACCCAGUAUCGAUGAGCCAGGCGUGCCCCGUUGGUGGAUAGUGCUGUACCUUCUGUUGGCAUGGAUCAUCGUGUUUUUUAUCGUUAUGAAAGGAAUCCAAAGCAGUGGCAAGGUGGUAUACUUCACUUCGUUGUUCCCUUACGUCGUGCUGACUAUAUUUUUCAUACGUGGAAUCACUCUACCAGGCUCAUCUGAUGGUAUACUGCACAUGUAUAAACCUAAAUUGGAGAAACUACUACAACCAACAGUGUGGUUGGACGCGGCGACACAAGUCUUUUACUCCUUCGGGCUCGCAUUUGGUUCCCUCAUUGCGUUCGGCUCCUACAACCCUCCGAACAACAACUGCGUGAGAGAUGUACUCCUUGUGUCUGUUUGCAACGCUCUCACCGCUAUCUACGCGUCGGUGGUCAUAUUCAGCAUUCUGGGCUUCAAGGCAUUUACAAUGACCGAGAGCUGUAUUACCAAACAAAUAAAGAUCUUGGCGUUGCACCACAUCGGAGGGUUCCAGCUGAACUCCACCCACGACUACUACCGGCAGGAGUUCCCCAAGAUCAACGAAAAUAUCACCUCUGCGUUAAACCUUACCGAAUGCACCAUCGGUCAACAACUUGAGCAGGCAGCAGAAGGCACCGGAUUAGCCUUCAUAGUGUUCACGCAAGCGAUUCUGAAGCUGACGCCGGCACCGUUUUGGUCAAUCACGUUCUUCUUGAUGCUCCUAUCGCUUGGAUUGGGCAGCCAGAUCGGAAUUAUGGAGGGGAUGCUAGCCUGCAUCUUCGAUAUCGACUUCUUCAAACGGCUCACCAAACCGAUGAUUACAGGCGUGGUAUGUACGUUCUGCUUCACCGUGGGCAUGAUCUUCACUACCGGCGCCGGCGAGUACUGGCUCAAGAUGUUCGACUCGUUCGCCGGCACCAUCGGGCUGGUGGUCGUUGCGCUGCUAGAGAUGAUCGCGGUCAUCUACAUAUAUGGACAUGAGAAGUUCACAAACGACAUCUACGAGAUGACGGGCUACCGGCCCGGGCUGUACUGGCAGGUGACCUGGCGUUACGUGGGGCCGUUCAUCGUCACCGGCAUCCUCAUCUCCUCAGUCGUCUCCAUGCUUAUCUCGCCGCCCGAGUACAGUGCUUGGGAUGCUGCUGAGGGUCACACUGUGAAGAAGAGCUAUCCGGACUGGGUUUUGGGCAUCGCCGUGGUCAUGAUUCUAGCUGGAGUACUACCAAUACCGGUGGUACUGCUUCUCAGGCGAUUCCAAUGCCUGGCAUUCGACGUGGAUAUCCAUCAGGGCUCCAUUAGGAGAAUCGAGACAACCGUCUCCACGAAGGAGAUGAUGAGUGAUCAGGAUUCCUCAGAUAGCGAAGAUGGGAUCCGUACAUCGGGCCGUUUCGAAGACUCGAGCAGCGACGAGGAAAUAUUAAAUACUCGAACUGGACGCCUCGCUAUGAAGCCGAUUGGCCGUAAGCCCACCACAUUUAAAAUGGAUGUUAAUAAUGAUUGACGGGUAGUUUGUUUCUCAAACUUUCGACUACACUGGACUCCAUAGCUGUCCACAUUAUUAUUUUAAUAACUUAUACUUUCCAUAAAAGGAGGAUAUUAUUUUAUCAUUGCCACGUUGGCUAGAAAGAGUGGUAUAACGUUUUAUAUCGAGUAAUGGUGUAUGUUCUUUGUUUUCUCAGUUGCGUCUAACAAAAUCAUGGGAUUGAAAAGAAGUUAUGGCACUUUGUAAUCUUACUUCUUCCUUAAUUCUUACUUAUAAAAGAAAACAAGAAUAUUAGACCCAAUACACCAUUGUUAAAAUACAUCACAUCGCUACUCUAUAUAUGAGUAUCAGAUACUGAAAUUAAAGAGAGAAUUGAUAGACGAUUAACAGUCGUCAAAAGAAAUGGCUGUAGAGUAGAUGAUAUUUCACUGUUACCACCGAAUAUUUUACCAGUAAGAAUAAGGCACAUAUAUGAAAUAGUAAUACAUAACUAAAUACUGCCGAUCGGCUACAAAGCGAUCCCGUCCCGGCAUCUCCAAACUGAUAUUAAAAGUAUUUUUAAUGUCGGACAUAAAACAAUUUUAAAAUAUAUUUUAGUAGUUACAAGUACAGCGGGGGCACUUUUAACGCAAUGGAUUUGGAAUCAAAUAUUUCGAGAUUUAGUCCACAAUUAAUAGACGUUGAAUACAAGGGUCUAUAUAAAACGCACAUUGGCUCAAAUGAGAGGAAGAAAGCUAAGUAGGAAACAAAGAGAUCCAUUUAUUUUUACAAUAUCCUCUAUAUUAUCCAGAGAUAUUAGAUAAGUACAUAUAAUAAUUCACGUGAUAUCAGAGUAAUGACCUUCUGGUAUGUUUGAAUGCGUCAAAAGUUACCCCGCAAAUUUUCGAAAUUGUUUUAGGUGUCUACUCAAAACGUCAUAGCUGGAUUUUGUUUACCAGUUUACAUAGGAUUACCAUUCAAGACAACCAUACAAAUUACCAUCACAUCUCUUUUUUAUCAUUUAAAUAUAUAUUUUAUAUUUGUCUGUUAAUUUCUUUUAUACAUAUGUAUUGAGAUUUUUAUAUAUUACAUAGAGUGAUUACAAAAAAAUUAAUGUUUUUCUCUGAGAAACAUGAGUUGAGAAAUAAUAAAAUAUUUCGAGCCUUCCAUGCUAACACACUACAUCUAGUAUCAAGUUACUAUGGCAGUCGAAAAAUUUUUGUUAUAUUACCUUGUACUUGGAGAAAAAUCUAUUGGUAAAGGAUGCCAAUUAUCUCUCUAUUCAACUCUAUUGGUAAAGGAUGCCAAUUAUCUCUUACUGUAAGUCGACUCAUCUCAUUAUUCACACGGAAUGAGGCAGAGCUAAGUGGGCUUUUAUUUUAGAGUCGUAUUUCACAAUACGCGGUAGCACGGUGACGUACGCAACUCUAAAUACGUGUCAAUUUUGGAUUAAAAUUAGAUCUUAAGAUGACUAAAGAGUGACGUCAUUUUAAAGUCGUAGUUCGCACCGUACUACUGGAGUACUAAAAUCGAAAAAUGUAGCAAAGUAUUUCUUUAAAUAAGGCCUGCACUGAACUAUUUAGUGGGUAUAUAUUACGCAGUAUACGAUGUAUAUUUCACAUACAAAAUUUCUUCUUUAUUUCUUCUUUUUUUUCUUUGUACUUAUUUUUCAGUGUACUUGCUCAACAUAUAUAUAUGCGUUAUAGUAUAUCAUUGUAGGUGUUUUAUUGUGACUAACUGAAGGAAGUAAAAAGUGUAGGUACGCCGGGGCCAUGUCUUGUUGGAUUUAAAAACCUGAGCGUACAUAAAGUGGAAUUUUAUCCACGGACAAUAUAUCCCUGAUCUACGUAAGCUAUUAUAGAAAAUCUUGCAAAAUCAAUUCUAAUACUUAGUCCCCACUACACUACGAAAUCUCAUUUCGUAACUUUAAAACUAGUGAAUUGCAGGCCUGGGUUUAAUACAUUACAAGAUUGAUGUAUUAUCCUUCAAUGAAAGCAAGUGAGCAAUUUUAUUAUAAGACAUACAAAUGUGGUUGUGUUCAGGUUUUUGAUUGCAAUGCUCUUAAAAUUUGCGUACAAUUAACUUAGUAGCCUGUUUAGGCAUAAUUUCUGAUUAUUAUAAUCAUAUAGGUCGACUGACAGAGAAUGUUACGUUUGCCCUUUGCAUCAUACAUUUUUUUUUUAUUCCUAAUGUAAUAAUUAAAUUAAAAAAAAAAGAAACUUUUAGUCAUAGAGCCCAAUUUUUGCUACUUAUGAUUUGAAACUUAAUAACUUGAGAUAAGGUUUACUUUGAAUGAAAUUCGGGCAUUCAUCUAUAGGUAUUAUUCAUCAUUAAUGUAGAAGAUCAUUCAUUAGAUUUUAAGGAAUGAGUGAAUUAAUCAGAUGGUUCUAUUGUAGAAUUGUAGAACUGAGGUAUGGAAAGGAGGGGACGAUAUUGAUAGGUUUUUAUAACGGCCGAAUAAAUAACUUUAAUUUAUAGCUCUGUCUGGGUUACGAUUCUUGCCAUGUCAAAGAAAAAAAAAAGCAUUGCGAUGUAUCAUGUAUUUGAUAAAUAAAUUCCAGUGAGUUACCAGCCGUCACCGAAUUAGUGUUGAUGUCUUAUUUAUAUGGAUUUCAUUCUAUGUAUCAAUGUUCAUUGAGAACCACAAAGGUAAAAACACAAUCAGUCAAAAUAUUCAAGUAUUCAAUUUAUAAAGUACAGGAGAGUAACAUCCGAGUCCUCAGGAAUGGCAACACAUGCGGGGUAUCAUGGGCGAAACAGUAUACUCUGUUAUGUCCGUGGUACUGCUCAUGUCUAUAAACGACGGUUACCACUUUCCAUCAGGUGGACCGUCAGCUUAUUUGCCAUUCUUAUUUGCAUAAAAAAAAGUACGAAUACCCUUUAGAUGGUGUAGAUAGUACCUAAAUACAUGAUAGAAUCGUUCUUUGUACAUCACGUUUCAUUCGAAGUAAUUAUGAUCGAAUUAAAAUAUGACUAAUUUAAUUAUAGGUGUGUUGGAUUUGUAAACGGAACGGUUAAGGAUGGUCAAUAAAGUAGAAUGUUUUAGCGCUAAGUUGUUGAUCACUUUCUAGUGAAUUGUUGAAUUCAUGUCAUUUUACGCACUCAAUAGGGAAUACUGGCUAUUCGGAAAUAAAUAAAAAUAUAUAUAACAUUCUCAGAUAGUUUGGGCAAAUAAAAAAAAAAAUCAUUGAAAAAUUAAUUACUUUGGCCUAUAUUUUUAAACACCAGAACUCCAUACAAAACUACAAUAAUAUAACUGGACUCAUAAAAUUGGUAAUAUCACUCAUAUGGAUAAUUAAGCCGGCAACAUAACACCUGAGUGCAUUUUCUUAGCCUUACAUACUUUAAGUAUUUAUAGUUGAUCGUUAAGCCGUUAAGGAAUCUCGUCAUUACCAAAUUUAUAGAAUUAAGUAUAGACAGUGCUUAUUAAGCACAUUAAAUAUAGUAAACGUAGAAAAAUAUCAAGGAUAUUGUAAUAAAAAUGCUUAAUUAUCGCUAAUCACCGUUAAUAAAUCAAAUUAGUUCGAUGGAGACGCCCUCUGUCACGUGAGCAGCUGCAACAGUCAAUAAAUGCCUCUAACUGUAAUUAAGGAUUAUAUUUGUAAGCAUAUUUUUAUUUUUUAAUUAAUUGUUUGUUUUCUAAAAAUGUAAACGCAUACGAAAACGAUGUCUCAAUCUCAUAUCUGUUACAAUUAAAAAUAACGGAAAAUCCGAAAUCAUUUUUUAGUUAAAAUGGACAAUUCAAAGAACAUGUGUUAAGGAAAAAAUAGUCGAACAUUUUAAUUUAUAACUAUGAAAUAUUAAUAUUUUUAUUUUAAUGAGAUUGUAUUUUAUAUAAAAAACCAAUGGCCCAGCUAGUUUAAGACACCUAUUUUGCUUAGAUUAUUUUAUUUAUUUAUUAUUUUUAUCAAUCAUAUUUUAUUUAUAUCAGCGUAAUGGAACAUAAUGUAAUGCAAAACAUUUUAAUAUUUUUUAGUAAUUUUACUAACCUGAUAUAAUGCCCAGAAUACACCAUCAAUCUAGUUUUACAUAGAGCUCAUAGAUCUAUAUACAUUAUAGGAGGAUGCUAAUGAAUUAGCAGAUCUGAUUGAGAGAUCUUAACAACCUCAUUUUUUAAGCAGAUUGGGCAUAAAGUAAUUAAUACAACAGAAAUUAUUAAAUUGAUAUGACAGUAGGUACCAUUACUGGUAUCCAUGUAUUUUAUAUGAAACAGCUGUGGCAAACAAAUAUAUGACACACAAAAAAUGUAUUAAAAAGUACCACCACACGUCAUAUCAAAUCAAAAUAAUAAAAAAUUAUGUUAUUUUUAUUCUGUGCUAUCCAUCAAAUAUUGUACUUAUUACAAAGUGCAAUAUAUAGUUAUAAUGUUUCAUGCCAAUCAUUAGAUAAUAAUCGUAAUAAUAUGGAUUUAAAUAAAAACUGAGGUAGCAUGGCAACACUAGUGACUCUAAAGAGAUGUCAUUUUAACGUCGCGACCUUAAAAUGACUUUAGAAUGACGUUUCUAUAUUCACAGACGUCACCAUAUACGCGUAAAGACACUUUAAGUGUUGAGCAUUUAUUGUCCGAUAAAUACUCGAAGCAACCAAAUAGUACAUCAUAAUACCUAAUUAAGUAGCUACUCAUAAGUGAUACUUACAAGGGAAUAUUUAUUUUACAUAGUUAAAUUACUAAUUUAUUAAUAAAUUUUAUUAUUAACUUAAUUCAUAUUAUUCUAUUAUUAAAAUAUUGGAUUAUAUUAAUAAAUUUCAGAUUAUGACUAUGUGUCACAAAAGAUUUAAUAUUAAUAAUUUAAAGUAACAAAUUUCAAUUAUAUUGUUCUCUCAACUACGUUAAAAUGCAUUUUAAUAAUAAAAUUAUAAUUAAAAUAAUUAAUCAAAAUUAAAUUUCAAAUCAAACUCUGGGUAAGUAUACACACUGAAGUUUCAAAUAUUUAAUGGAAACGUUAGGUAUUUUAUUAAGUAUAGAACUUAAUUUAAAAUUAAGGGACUGUGUUCCAAGAAACCGUUAAAACACUUUACACUUAGAUUAUAUAGAUAGAGCAUUGAGUGUUAACGUGUCAACAUUUUGUCAGCUAUAUUAACAUUUGAACGAUUUUUUUUUUUAUCGCGCCUAUUUUUAAUUGUUACAAGUACUUGGAUUAAAAAAUUUCCAGAUCAAAUCGAUUUCUUAAAAUUGAAUUGAAAACUAUUAACAUACAUGUAUAAUUAAAAAAAAACUAUAAAAUUUUCAAAUACAUACCUUGCUCUUUCAAAUACAUUCUGGAUAAUUUUGUAUCAUUAUUUUUUAAUUUAAUAUUACAAUGUAAUUUCUCCCAUAUACUGAGUAAUAAAUGUACAAUACGGUUACUGGUAAUAUUGACCUGUUUUUUGAGAUUUGUACGGUGACACUCUAUCUAUAUAAUCUAGGGCUUUAUAUAACGUUAUCAAAGAUUAGACUGGGAUGCUUUUAUGGUUCUAAUUUUAAAUGCUAAUUGCUUGUUAAGAAUAAAAACUUUUAAAAUGUAUGUACCCAAAUCAUUGUUACAAUGAAAUUAAAUUUGAGGCAUCACUAAAUUAAAUUCAUACAAUAUUAGUAAUAUUAUAAUUUGUACUUAAUUCGCGUUUUAUAAACAACUGCAUUAUGAUUGUUCGCUUAACUUAAAGCAAGAUAUUUAUGUUCUUAUUAUACUUAAUAUUAAAUUAAAAAUUUUAAUUCUAUAACUGUCAAAAACAUAGUUUCAUUUGAUACAUUCUUUUUUUUUUUUAAUAUGAACUAAUACAUAAUCUUUAAAUUAUCAUUUUAAUUCGAAAAUUAAUUUCAUUUCCAAACAACAACAAUAAUUUAGUUUAGUGAUGCAUUUAAAGUAACAGUUGGCAAGUUUAUAUAACGAUAUGCCUAAACUGCAAUGACAACCCAGCCUUCACGUAGGUACUUAGAAUACGAAAUAGUUCUAUAAAGCAUGCUCAAACAAGAGCUACGUGUUUUAGUAGAUAGCUUGGGAUCACAUCCCGUUCUAGUUGUAGAAAACCAAUGAUAUUAUAUUAUAAGACUAUUGUAAUUACAUUUUGAAAUGUAAAAUUAAAAUUGCUACAUAA